CACAGGCUAAAACUUAGUGAUUGGUAAAUGCCAUCAUUCUGGUUCCUACAAAGAAAAUAUAUUUGCCAGUCUCUUAUAAGCCUCAGAAGAUUGCAUUGAUGGUUAAAGAUGAAGAAUGUUAUUAUUUUUACCCAAAUUAGUGUAGUGAAUUGACAGAAUGUUUUGUGAUAUAUCUUUUGGUUAUUUACAUUCUGAGUUCAAAUUCCUCUGAGGUCAAUUUUGCAUAUGAUCCUUUCAGGAUAGAUAUAGAAAAAAUAUCAGUUAAGAACUUGGGUAACGUAAUUGACUAACCUACUAUAUUUUAAAAUUUUGGUCUUAUGCUUAAAUGAGAAAUCAUUUUUACUCAAACUGCCGAAUAAGUAUUAAUUAUACUGAAUUACUGUUUAAUUAAUUCCUACACCAUCUUAGUUGGGCUAAAUACGUUAAAGAAAUAGCAGUCAAAUUUCUCACACAUUGAACUAGACGUUAAAUAACAGAAGAAAAAGACAGAGUGGUCAUAGGCAUAAUCCAAGGCACAUUAUAGUGCUAAUCAAAAACAUGGGCAGAAAAGCCAUUACACAUUGUAAAUCUCACUGCUGAAAGUGGCCAUCUGACAUAUUGGCAAACGGUCACUUCACAAAAGACACUACAAGCACAAACAUGCUAUAUUCUUCCUCUUCCCUUCUACAUCUAACAUCCAAAGUAUCUGUGUUUGAUUUCCACUCAAUUCAUCUAACUUACUUCCAUUUAUCAUUCAUAAUUUUUACAGUAAAUCUCUUUACUGAACAUUUUAAUGCAAACUUUAUUCUGAAAUUUUUAACUCUUGUGAAUUCAACUGUAUCAAAUUCUUGGAAGAUUUACAAAGGCUAUGAAUCUAUGUCCAUUUGGCCUUUCCUCACCCAUUCUUUCUUCUAAAGAUACUUAGAGAAAGUUCUCAUUAAUUUUGGCAUGUCUGUAUCAUUAAUUUAUGGUAAUAUUUAUAUUUUGACCAAGAUAUUUGUCUUUGGUAUCCUUUGCAUUUACAUAUAACUGUGUUUUAUGUAUAUUAUCUGUGUGUUUCAGGGUGUCUGGUGACAUAAAGAUGAGAAUUUCUCUCUCAAGAUACAUCAAGAAAUUUGAGUUUAAAGACUGAAAAAUGGCAUCAUCAAGAACACAUGUCACUAUAUAAGUAUAAUGUUGAUGAUUAAAUUACUGGGAAAUGUUUCUUUAAAUCAAUAUUAACUUCAGAUAUUUUCUGUAAAAUUGGAAAUGCUUACUGGAUGAAUUUUUGUGUUGAAUAUACUAGAAAAUUUAUCACAACUCAUGUGAAAUGUUUUUCAUAGUUGGAUAUUGAGAAGUGGAGCAAGUUUAGGGAUCUUUUAUGAGAUGCUUUCUCAUUGCUAGAUUGAUUCCUGGGACUUGAUUCUAUCCAAAUGAAGAGUUGUAAUAGAAUUUUUUUCCUGUUACAUAUUUUCAGAUUUUAUUAACACUGUUCAAUGUAACAAUAUUUAUUCAAAAUAAUAAUGGAACUGUCUUUAUUAUAAAUUACAAGGAAAAAGAGGAACAUGUUUUUGCAUUGUGUGACUAACCAAAGAAAUUAUGGAUGAGAAGCUGUGUGAAAGUCAGGUUUGUGAUGAAACACAAUCUUGUGAUGAUGGUAUAUUGCAACAGACUCAGGGAAAGACAGGCAAAAAGUCCUAUCCCUGUAAUGUAUGUGGGAAGGUAUUUACAAGGAAAAAGAAUUCAGUUCGACAUAAACUAAUUCAUACGGAGAAGAAGCAACACCAAUGUGAUAUCUGUGGUAAAGCAUUCUUAGAAGGAGGACAAUUAUCUACCCAUAUUCGUACUCACACAGGUGAGAAACCAUACUCCUGCAAUAUCUGUGGUAAGACAUUCUCUCAGAUUGGUAAUUUAUCAUGCCACAAACGUACUCACACAGGUGAGAAACCAUACUGCUGUGAUAUUUGUGGUAAAACAUUCUCUCAGAGACAUACUUUACUUUACCAUAAAAGUGUUCAUACAGGAGCGAAACCAUUCCACUGUGAGUUUUGUAAUAAAGCAUUUCCUGAAAGUAGUGCCUUAUCUAAACACAAACGUAUUCACACAGGUGAAAAACCAUUCCAAUGUAAAACCUGCAGCAAAGCAUUUUCUGCACGCAAUGCCUUAUCCCAGCAUGAAUAUAUUCAUGCAGUUGAGAAGCCAUUCCACUGUGAUAUCUGUGGAAAAACAUUCUCUCAGAGUAAUUCAUUACGUUAUCAUAAAAGUGUUCAUACAGGUGAAAAGCCAUUUUAUUGUGAGACCUGUGGUAAAUCAUUCUUUGAGAGAAGGCGAUUAUCUAACCAUAUUCGUACUCACACAGGUGAGAAGCCAUACUCUUGUAAUAGCUGUGGUAAAGCUUUCUCUCAGGUAACUUCUUUACAUUACCAUAUAAGUACUCAUACAGGUGAGAAACCAACCCACUGUGAAAUCAAUGGUGAAACUUACUCUCAGAAAACUUUGUUAAACAAAGAUCAACAUAGUGAAACAGGUAGGAAAUCAUAUUCUUGUGAUAUCUGUGGUAAGACAUUCUCUCAAAUGGGCACUUUGUCUUGCCACAAACGUAUUCACACCGGUGAGAAACCCUACGACUGUGAUAUCUGUGGUGAAAAAUUCUCGCAACGUAGCAAUUUAUCUCGCCACAAACGUAUUCAUACAGGUGAGAAGCUACACUCUUGUGAUAUCUGUGGUAAACAGUUUUCUGAAAGGACAUCUUUACUGUACCAUGUAAGUAAUCAUACAGGAGAGAAGCCAUUCCACUGUGAUAUAUGUGAUAAAGCUUUUUCUCAGAAUAGUUUGUUAAACAAGCAUAAACGUCGACAUGCAGGUGAGAAAUCAUAUUCUUGUGAUAUCUGUGGUAAGGCAUUCUUUCAAAGAAGUGCUUUAUGUUGCCACAGACGUAUUCACACAGGAGAGAAACCAUACCACUGUGAUAUCUGUGGUAAAACAUUCUCUCAAACUGGUCAUUUAUCUUGCCAUAAACGUAUUCACACAGGUGAGAAACCAUACCAGUGUGAUAUCUGCAGUAAAACAUUCUCUUUAAGUAGCCAUUUAAAUAGGCAUAAACAUAUUCAUACAGAUGAGAAACCAUAUUGCUGUGAUAUCUGUGGUGAGACAUUCUCACAAAAUGCUGAUUUGUCUAGACAUGCAAAAAUUCACACCACUGAGGAACUGUAGUAAUGAUACUAUGGUAUCUGGUCAAAGGAUUUCUCUGUAAUUAUAUAUCUGAUCACCAUGGUGAAAUGUUGCUUGAAUCAGUAAACAUUUCUUUUGGAACAAUCUGAAAGGGUUCGACUUAAAGCAUCUUGUGUUAUCUACAAAAAGCUACAUUUUUCUUUUUAAAUAAGUUCUGAUGCAGUUUAUACAUAGCUUACUCAUUUAAUCUUAAAUAUGAGUCAUAACCUCAAACGUUGGAUUUUUAUAUUGCUUGUUGAAUAAAUAUGUCUUAUUAUA
Molecule: messenger RNA, 3447 nt
Organism: Octopus bimaculoides (California two-spot octopus)
Lineage: Eukaryota; Metazoa; Mollusca; Cephalopoda; Octopoda; Octopodidae
Source: RefSeq, a predicted model, not a curated record